AUGGCAUCCCUCUAUGAAGGUGGUUUUAAGUUAAACGUUGACGCGUCUGUUUUUACUGAGGCAGAAACCUUUUCUAUAGGGAUGCUUGUUCGAGAUCACCAUGGCUCGUUUGUAGUUGGGAGAACGAUGACAUUGCCUAAAGUUGAUUCGGUGUUUGAAGCAGAAGCUAUAGGGGUGAAGGAAGCUUUGUCAUGGCUGGUUGAAUGGAAGAUGGAUAAGGAAAGAGUGCAAGUCGAGACUGACUCCAUGUUGACUACUAAAGCUUUGAAAUGUCAAACCUUAAAUCUGAUGGAGGUAGGUGAUGUUAUAAAAGAAUGCUGCUCAAUGAUGCAAAUCAUGCCAAAUGUCUCUAUUAAUUUUGUUAGGAAUCAAGCAAACAAGGCAGCUCACCUGUUAGCUCGUUAUCUUUGUUCUGCUUAUGUCCAUGUGGAUUUUACGUCUCCUCCAAAUUGUCUGUUGGAGACCCUGUUAUCUGAUUUAUCCAAGUAA
Daucus carota subsp. sativus is the source of this 489-nucleotide messenger RNA. RefSeq lists its product as uncharacterized. The record is from RefSeq and is a predicted model, not a curated record. Gene Ontology annotation, molecular function: nucleic acid binding; RNA-DNA hybrid ribonuclease activity. NCBI's taxonomy places the organism in Eukaryota, Viridiplantae, Streptophyta, Magnoliopsida, Apiales, Apiaceae. The transcript has a single exon. Bases 1 to 489 code for a protein of 162 amino acids.